CCUUAGUCUUUGCUCUCCUACAUCCUCUCUUCUCUUAUUUAACCCCAGUGUUCUUCUUCUGUGUUUUUUCUUCUCCAUCUUGCUGUGUAGUGAACACACCGUUCUCCUCUGCUAUGUGGUGGUGGCUGCUUGGCGUUUCGAGCUGUGUGCUGCUGCUGGUGGUCGUCGCCUUCUUCCUGAUCAUCGGGCAGCGCUACAAGGUGUUCAGCGAGAUGAGCCUGAGGCCUCCAGGACCCUUGGUCACUGACAGCAGGCAGAGAGACGACAGGCUGAAGAGAGGGUUUCGUGUGGACCGAGUCCCGGCUGCUCUGGAUGCGGUGGUGAUUGGCAGCGGUGUGGGAGGUUUGACAGCAGCAGCGCUUUUGUCUAAAGCCGGAAAGAGGGUCCUCGUUCUGGAGCAACAUGAUCAGGCUGGAGGCUGCACACACACCUUUCAGAAUAAGGGAUUUGAGUUUGAUGUGGGUAUCCACUACCUGGGCCAACUCCAUGAGAGCAGCCUGCUGAGGGUGGCUCUGGAUCAGAUCACAGAGGGACAGUUGCAGUUCACAAAGCUGGAGCAACACUUUGACACCCUGAUCCUGGGUCAGCAUGACCAGCGCAGGGAGUACCAUAUCCAUUCAGGGAAGACUGAGAUGGCAGAUAGCCUGAAGAAGCAGUUCCCAGGAGAGGAGGAGGCCAUUGAUGAGUUCAUGAGAUUGAUGAAGCUUGCCUCACGGCGGACACCACUAAUCGCCACCUUGAAGAUCAUACCUUAUUGGCUUGCUAAAUUCCUGGUUCGAACCGGCCUGUUGGAUCGCAUAUCUUCAGUGUUCAGGCUAGCAACAACCAGCCAUUCAGAAAUGAUGUCCCGUCUCACACAGAACAAGGACCUGCAGGCCCUGUCUGCCUACCUGUUCUAUGGUGUCCCUCCUAAGGAGUCCAGCUUUCUGAUCAAUGCUCUCCUUCUUCAACACUACAAGCGUGGUGCGUACUACCCACGGGGGGGCGCCAGUGAGUUUGCCUUCCACAUCAUCAAUGUCAUCGAGCAGGCGGGCGGUGCUGUGCUCGUCAGGGCUCCGGUACAGCGCGUCCUGCUCAACCGGCAGAACAAAGCCUACGGUGUUACGGUGCUCAAAGGACAAGAGGAGAUUGAGGUCCAUGCACCUGUUGUAAUUUCUAACGCAGGGAUUUUCAACACAUUCCAGAAGUUUCUACCUCAGCCCAUACAGGAGAAACCAGAAAUCCAGUCACUGUUGGGUUUGGUGCGCCAUGGCAUGGGUUCCUUCUUGGUCUUUGUUGGUCUGGAUGGAACCAAAGAGGAGCUGGGUAUCGUUUCCACCAACUUCUGGAUGUAUAAAGACAAUGACUUGGACACACUUAUGGAGCAAUACUCUUCCCUGAGCAGAGAGCAGGUGUUGGGGAACAUUCCCAUGAUGUUCAUCACCUUCCCAUCAGCUAAAGAUCCUACAUCCAACAUCAGACACCCAGGUAAGUCCUGUAUGACGUUGCUAACCAUGGCUCGCUAUGAGUGGUUCGAGGAAUGGGAGGGGACAAAACUUGGCAAGCGGGGACAGGACUACCUGGAUAUGAAAAACAGCAUGGCCCAAGAGAUGCUAGACUGGGCACUCAAAAUCUUCCCCCAAUUACAAGACAAGGUGGUGAUGGUGGAUGCUGCAAGCCCUCUAACUAAUGUACACUAUCUGGGUGCUCCGAGAGGGGAAAUGUACGGUGCUGAACACAACUUGGAGCGCUUCAGCCCAGACACGGUUGCGAGAACACGACCGCAGACGCCGAUUGAUGGACUUUACCUGACAGGUCAGGACGUAUUCUGUAACGGCAUGGCUGGGGCUCUGCAUGGAGGACUGCUCUGCGCCUCGGCUGUCCUCAACCAGAUCCUCUACAUUGACCUACUAGCCCUGAAGACCCGCAUCAAAAACAAACAGAAGAAUCACAAAAAGAACUGGUAGUGACAGGUUCUCAAAUAGCAUCCCCUGCGCUUUUACACAUACUUUAGGCAACUAACAAACCCCUUAGCAUUACCAAUGGACUCUUUCUUUCUGUUGUACAUUUAGGAAUUUCAUUUUUGUAAUUUUCCUUAUUAUGCUGUAUCCUCAUGUCAGUACCAUUCUUUUAUUACCAGCAACCCAACACCCAUUUGUUCCACUCACGUGGCUGAUAUAUGGGUAUCGUGUGAGUUACGGAGCAUUUUAAACUGAUGCCAUAACUUGACAAAGUGCUUACAUUUUUUUUUUAACUUUGUACACUAUAUUGAAACCAUAGGCGAAAUAUGAACAUUACGUUUAUUUCUGUAAAAUGAUCAAAUCAAGUCAGUUGAUGCAUUAUAUGGGGUUUCUUAACCUCUUUUAAACAUGUGUGAAUGGGGAUAUACACAGUGAUAGAUGUGUAGACCUUACAAGUUAUGCAUAUUUGUCAUAAAAAGUAAUUAUUGUACAA
Messenger RNA from Eleginops maclovinus (Patagonian blennie), 2433 nucleotides. RefSeq names its product all-trans-retinol 13,14-reductase-like. The transcript has 12 exons. The coding region runs from base 114 to 1946 and encodes 610 amino acids. Lineage: Eukaryota; Metazoa; Chordata; Actinopteri; Perciformes; Eleginopidae. Gene Ontology annotation, molecular function: oxidoreductase activity. The record is from RefSeq and is a predicted model, not a curated record.